Macrosteles quadrilineatus (aster leafhopper) is the source of this 877-nucleotide messenger RNA. RefSeq names its product protein FAM133-like. The record is from RefSeq and is a predicted model, not a curated record. The transcript has 2 exons. Bases 73 to 858 code for a protein of 261 amino acids. Lineage: Eukaryota; Metazoa; Arthropoda; Insecta; Hemiptera; Cicadellidae.
AAAUUUUACAUCAAGACAAUCCCAGGAAAGUUCCAAGUGUUCAAAAUUUCAAGUAAAUUCUCCUCAACAAAUAUGCAUAACGCACUGAGGUUGGUCAGCAGGAUGAGGGCAGUUUCUACCCUUCCAAUGCUUCUCAGGUCACCUGUCAAUCCCCAGACUAUCCGCCCUCAGCUUCCUUCCCAGCUGUUACAAGUGGAGAGGUUCAGCUGUGGAGGGUGUGGGAAACCCCCCAGCAGACGACCGGAGAAGAAGGAAAAAGGAGGGAAAUGUGAUCAAGUGAAGCCGAAGAUCGAGGAAGGAGGGAAAUGUGGCGAGGUGGAACAGACUAAGAAAGAGAAGGGUGAACAAUGCACCGAAGUAAAGGGAAAAGAUAAGAAGAAAGGUGAGAAGAAAGAUAAGAAACAAUGUUCCAGUGUAAAGGGUGCGGACAAGAAAAGUAAGCAGUGUACCGAAGUCAAAGGAAAACGAGGAAAAAGUAAAGAUAAUGGAGGUCAGUGUGCCGAGGUGAAAGACAAAAGUGGAAAAAAGGACAAGAAAGGUAAACAGUGCACUGAAGUAAAAGGUAAAAGAGGGAAAAGUAAAGAUAGAGGAUCUCAAUGUUCUGAGGUGAAAGGCAAGAGUGAAAAGAAGAAUGAUGAGUGUGAUGAAGUUAAAGAAAAGGAAAACGAUGGAGAUAUGUGUUCUGAGGUGCAAGAAAAAAAGAAUCGUGGAGACCAAUGUUCAGAAGUGAAAAGAAAAGAAAAGCGUAAUGCAAAGGGAGGUCAGUGUGAAUCUGUGAAAGGGAAAAGGUCAAAAAGUGGGAAUCGACCAUCUAAAAAGAGUGAGGAGGACGAUGAUUGUGGUUGUAGGCCUAUGUAAUAAAUGUACUUGAGUUUUA